This is a messenger RNA of Neltuma alba, 1065 nucleotides long. RefSeq lists its product as uncharacterized. Bases 119 to 832 code for a protein of 237 amino acids. The transcript is spliced from 3 exons. Lineage: Eukaryota; Viridiplantae; Streptophyta; Magnoliopsida; Fabales; Fabaceae. The record is from RefSeq and is a predicted model, not a curated record.
GGACCAGCCUGGGUUCUCAAGUGCAUGUCAAUCUCCCAUCUUGAUCGUCCUUUCCAAAUUCUUACCGUUAUUCCAUUUUCGUUUCCAUCUUCUACGAUCUCCCCAGUCUGCACUGAAAAUGGCGGAGUCCUAUGAAACGGUCAAUCCCAAGCCGAACGGAGCAUACGUCGAGGUCGCCGCAGAGAAAGACGUUGAUGGAACCUUUCCGGCGACAAAGGGUGGCUACGCCAAGGAGAGGGAGACAUUGUACGAAAUCCUUCACCAUAUGGUUUCCGCAAUUUUGGUCGCUGAUCAGGGAAACAACAGGGCACCACUGCUGCACCGGAUCAAGACCUCCGUCUCUCAAUACGCUUCUCGCAUUCCUGAGGCUUCUAGAAACACAAGUCAGGAUGUUCUUCUGUGGACCCGCCAAGGCAGCCCUCUCCGGGCUCUCCUUGUCGUCUCUGUUGGGACGAUCACUCUUGUUUCUUUGACAGGGUUGUUUGUCUUUCUGCUUUUGGUUCUGGCUGCAACUUUCAAUGCCAUUGUUAUUUCACUUUUUGUGUCUUUGGCAGUAGCAGGAGGAUUCUUGGCACUUUUCUUUGCAUCUGUAACAGCUAUAUAUAUUGGAGCAUUGUCAAUAGCCAUAUUUGCUAUUUGUACGGCUUCAUUUUGGGCAAUUGUGGCUAUACUUGUAACUACAGGUUGGGUUGGAUUCUUCUGCACCUUGUGGUUGGCUACCAGAAAGGGCUUUGAACUGGCUAAACAAUUCUUGACUGUGACUAGCUCUGCCAUAACAAAUUAUGCCGAUGCUCGGCAUCCUCUCAAGAUCGAAAACUUGGACUCAGAUUGAAGCUUAUCAUCCAGAGAAGUUAUGCACAAAUCUGUAUAUUGCUGCUUCUGUGCAUGCUUUUUGAGAAGGCAUCGUCUCCAGUAGACCAAAGUCCAAACUAGUGUGAUGUGUUGUCCAUAAUCCCCCUGGAUCUGACACGCCUGUGAUUUUGUUUAUUUUCACCAAUGAGCAAGAGAUGGUUUGGUAGUUUGAUGUUUUGUGUGAUUCGAAUAAAAUAGUGGGUUUUCUUUCCA